UUACUUUCAUUUAGUAAUUGAAAUAGUUACACUACUAUUACAUUUUAAAUGGAGUAACUUGUAAUUGUAACGAAUUACAUUUCCAAAGUAAUCUUCCCAACACUGCUGAGCUCCAGUCAGGAAGCGGUUUGGCGGUGAAGGCAGAAGCCGCUGGAGUGGCUGGGCAGCCAGGCGGGAAAUGAGAGUAAGAGGACGGGACAGGUGCUGGACUGCUUCACGCAAAGCCCAGCCUCUCAUGAACAACUACAGCAUCUUCUCAUCCCCAGAUGAAGUCUAACGCCUGACCGCAGCAGGGGUUAAUGUGAAGUGAGGAGAUGCAGGCGGCUAGUUUUUACAGCCGCUGCUGUCCUUUGACUGACUCAUAACCAUGACAUAAGACAAAUGUAACUAUUCAGGUCUUGAAUAUAGUUUUUCUCCUUCUAAGUCCGUGUAAACCACUAAAAGUCUUCGGAAAUCUCAUGGCCAGUGGGUCUGCUGGACAUCAGCCUCUGUGGCAGCUGUUAGUUUGCCUCAUCGUGCCCGAGCAGAGACCUGGAAAUUUCAUUUAUUCCUUUAAACAAGAGGCUUAUUUUAAUAGUGGAGGUUUUCAGGCAUAAUGCCUGGCGGUGUGCUGUGUAUUAGUAAUAUCGUGACUCUGGAGACCUUCAUUACAUUCCAUCCUAAUUCCAGUACUUAAAACCUGCAGUCAAUGCCCUUUGGCUGGACUGUAUGCUGAAACCAUGGCAACGGUAAUGGUUAGGGUUAAGUGACCGCUUACCCUGAAGACUUGCUGGGACCAGGUUCCGUUAAGGUCUUAAGUGCCAUCACAGCCCCGAAUUUAGUACGAUGUUAAUGUGCUGCUAAAGCCCUUGCAGUGAGAGAGUGCCCCCCCCAACCCCCCUACAGCAAUCGAGAUCCCCCCAGGCAGCUCAGGUCACUCUUUUUAACGGUGACUGUCACAUAUGACACCCCGGGAAAUCUGCUCACAGUUUGAGUGCUGCUGUGGUUGUGAUUAAGACAGCCCAUGAUCCUUGUGAACUACAGGUCCCCUUUACCCAAUCAGUGGGCUGGAGAAAGUUCCAGAUCUCUGCACGUUCAUCUCUGCGAGUUUGGAAACGUUCAAACCCCGGUGAGCAAUGAGGGCUACCAAGAACGUCUGUCACGCUUAGAGGGGGACAAGGAGUCCCUUGUCUUGCAGGUCAGUGUGCUCACAGAUCAGGUGGAGGCGCAGGGAGAGAAGAUCAGGGACCUGGAGAGUAACCUGGAGGAGCACCAGCACAAGCUCGACUCCACUGAGGAGAUGCUGCAGCAGGAACUCCUGAGACGAACUUCGCUGGAGACACAGAAAUUGGAUCUUAUGGAUGAGGUUUCCUACCUGAAGCUGAAGCUGGUGGGCAUGGAGGAGCAGCAACAGGGCAAUAGAGAGGACAAGCAGCAGAAAGCAGAGUGUGUAGUCAAUCUGAUUAGCGAGCUCCAGGAGCAGAUGUGUAAGUUUCAGCAGGAGAUCAGUACCAGAAUCCAGGAGAAGCAGGCCCUGGAGGGCCAGGCUGGCCGUAGCGCCGAGGGGCCCCACGCGUGGCCGGUCCAAGGCCCGUGCAGCGCACCUGCUGAGGACCCCAGUCAAAAUAAGGGCGAGAACGGCCUCCUGCAGGAGCUCAGACACCUGAAGAGUAAAGUGGAUGAGCUGGAAGGGGAGAAAUGCCAGUAUGAGAGGAAACUGAAGUCCACCAAGGCUGAAAUCUCAAACCUUCAGCAGCUCCUGGCGGCAAAAGAUGCCGAAAUCGAGGGUCUGCAGAUGCAGCUUCUGUCCCGUGUCCCGGCAUCUGACGACAAUGCAGAGAGAGAUCAGGAGCUGCAGAGACUGAGAAUUGGGAUGGAGGCUCUGCUGGCAGCCAAUGAGGAGAAGGACCGACGCAUCCAGGAGUUGGGCGCCCUUCUAGAACAGUACAGAAAGAUCAAGGAUGACAUGGGCCUCGCUCAAGCCAAUGAGAAGCUGCCAGGUGGCAGUGAGGAGGAUCUCUCCAGAAGCGGGGGGCUGAGGGGUCUCACUCACAGAGCCAGCGUGGAGAUCCUCCGCCUGGAGGUGUCUUCCAGGGGUUCCUCACCGAUCGUGGCCUCCCCAUCUUCUCUUAACUCCAGGAGUACACAGGUGUCUCCAGGGUCUGCAGUGUCCCCUGGGUCUGCAGUGUCACCUGGCAACGCCAGCUGCCCGAACGGACAGUGGACAAAAACACGGAUGCUGUCCUCCAGUCUAGAGGAGCUGCAGUGUGGACCUGUGCAGCUUGCGGCUGGGGAGCCAGUACACUGCGUAUCGCCAGAGAUCCGACAUCCGGAAAGCGGUAAAUUUCAGACACUUCCAGGGAAGCGGUGGCUGGCCGCGCAGAAUGGGAGCAGAGAGACGCCGUCGCCCGCAGCGCCCAGGAAUGACGGCGACCUCAUCCUGAGGAAGACGGAGGCGAGGGCCUCGCCGGACGUCUCAGCCAGCUCGUCUGGCGUGGAUUCGGGCCAGAACUCGCCUGUCUCACCAGAGCAUAGGAAGAACCAGAAGGGAAUCAAGAAGUUCUGGGGAAAGAUCCGGAGGACGCAGUCGGGCAGCCUGCAAAGAGACGAGCUGGAGCCCUCGUCGUUUAGGCGGGGGGGCCUGAGGGCCACAGCAGGACCCCGACUUGCCCGCACCCCCGACAGCGGCAGCUCCAUCCGGGACAAGAACACACCUUUUGUCAAGUGGACCAAGGAGCAGGUGUGCGGAUGGCUGGAGGACGAGGGCCUGGGGCAGUAUGUGAGCCUCACGCGGCUGUGGGUCACCUCGGGACAGACACUGCUAGCAGCCACGCCCCAGGACAUUGAGAAGGAGAUGGGAAUCAAGCAUCCCCUGCACCGCAAGAAGAUCCAGCUGGCCGUGCGCUCCUUCAGCUCCAAGGUGCCAGAGAAGUCGGCAGAGCUGGACCACAUCUGGGUGACACGCUGGCUCGACGACAUCGGCUUGCCCCAGUACAAGGACCAGUUCAACGAGGCGCGAGUGGACGGCAGGAUGCUGCAGUACCUGACGCUGAGCGACCUCCUCUUCCUGAAGGUCACAAGCCUGCUGCAUCACCUGAGCAUAAAGAGCGCCAUCCAUGUGCUGCACAUCAACAAGUUUAACCCGAACUGUCUGCGGCGCCGCCCAGGGGAUGAGAGCAAGAUGUCGCCUUCAGAGGUGAUCCAGUGGUCCAACCACCGCGUGAUGGAGUGGCUGCGCUCGGUGGACCUUGCAGAAUACGCAGCCAACCUGCGAGGUAGCGGCGUGCAUGGAGGGCUGCUGAUCCUGGAGCCACGCUUCAACUCAGACACACUGGCCAUGAUGCUGAACAUCCCACCCCAGAAGACACUGCUGCGGCGCCACCUGGCCACCAACUUCACCACGCUGGUGGGCCCCCAGGCGCAAAUGGAGAAGCGGCAGUGCAUGGGGGCCUCGGGGUACACGCCCCUCACUACCACCGCUAAAGUGCGGCCCAAGAAGCUUGGCUUCUCCACCUUUGGACAUCUCAGGAAGAAGAAGCUGGACGACUCAACAGACUACAUCUGCCCAGCGGACAUGUCGCCGGCGGCGACCAACGGGCCCGUCCUCCCCUAUGCUGGCUUGCGGGGGCUCAGCCCCAUCUUCGACCGCGAUGGUGAGCGGCUGGAGCAGGCCGGACGGAGAAGCUGAUAUACCUCCUCCCAGCGUCCCAUGACGAGAUGGACAGUUUCGUGUUUUACUCUCGCUCUCCAUUAUGUUACCUUGUACUCUGAAUACUUUAUAACCAUGACGUUUCACACAUUUACAUGCCGUACUAUUCCUGUACAAACGUGACGCUCUUUGAUUAUCCUUACUGUUCAAACAGUUGCUGUGUGGUGCCUUGUGCAAUAUUUGCACACUUUGGGAUAUUUAAUAUUUAUGGUCAGUUAUAUAAUGUGAGCCAAUCCUACAUCUCUGGACAAGCUUUUAAGGAGUAUACAUUGUUAUUUUGCUAUAAGAUGGCCAGCAUAUUUUUAUAACCACUUGCUCUCAUAUAAUGCAGUAAUGCAUACUGUUCCAAAGUCAUUGUGAAUAGUAUGUAAACAGGAAGUUACAAUGAUGAAUAAAUGUAAUCUGAGUUCUGAA
Paramormyrops kingsleyae is the source of this 4102-nucleotide messenger RNA. The record is from RefSeq and is a predicted model, not a curated record. NCBI's taxonomy places the organism in Eukaryota, Metazoa, Chordata, Actinopteri, Osteoglossiformes, Mormyridae.